Neospora caninum is the source of this 876-nucleotide messenger RNA. Its product is annotated as putative toxofilin. The transcript has a single exon. The annotation marks the transcript as partial. The record is from RefSeq and is a predicted model, not a curated record. NCBI's taxonomy places the organism in Eukaryota, Apicomplexa, Conoidasida, Eucoccidiorida, Sarcocystidae.
CUUUCCCGCUUGCCGACUGCCCCGACUACUCCAGCUCCUGCCGCCUCAACCUUCCAAUAUCAUCCCGUCAAGAUGGCGCGACCCAAGACACGUUCUCUGGCGGCCUUCCUGCUGCUCGUCACCCUUGGAUCCCUCUUGAUCGCGUCCGAGGGAGUGCAGCUUUCCGUCUCUGCCUUGCGGAGACUUUCUGUGAGUGCAAAGAGAAUCGCGACAUCGGGAGUGGGCUCGGCGAACGGGCCUGGUGUUCGUAAUAUGGUUGGGGCAUGGAACAGAUUUUCUCAAGGACAGGAGGAAAACCCACCCAAUCAGACCCGUCCGGAGAUAAAAAUGAAUGUCCAAUGGGCUAAAGAUAAACCGGUUAUCGGAUCCAACGGUGGUGAAGGCAAAAUUUUGGAGGCAGCUCGGAAAAUUGCACACCAGCAUGGAGGACUCUUGAUGAAUCCCGGCCAAAUCAGGGCCGCCAUGCUGACGGAAUUCAUGAACACCCUAAAUAGAAUCGACUUGUCUAAGUACGAGAAUCUCAACGCGGACCAACAGAGAGACUAUGAAGACACACAGCAGUCAAUCAACGCCAUGUCUCCGGAGCAGAAGGCAGCCCUUAUUAGCUCCUAUCAGAACGAAAAGAAAAAGACAGGAUUAGCACGUUUGCUAUUCAAGCGCAAAAAGGACAGGAUGGAGAAGCAGAUGAUGAUGGCAGCGACGCACCUUAACCAGGACAGGGAUGAAAAAGGCAAUCUUAACAGAGGCGCAGUGGGAAGAGCAAUUCAACACGCGAACACCAGAUUUGAGGCCGAGGAGAAACGGGAGCAGGAAGCGCAACAGCAACAGGCGCAGCCGGAACAAAAGCCAGAGCCCAAGAACGACACGCGCCUGUGA